Tachysurus fulvidraco (yellow catfish) is the source of this 1591-nucleotide messenger RNA. It is a transcript of the gene tk2, whose product is annotated as thymidine kinase 2. Gene Ontology annotation, biological process: nucleobase-containing compound metabolic process. Bases 80 to 991 code for a protein of 303 amino acids. Gene Ontology annotation, cellular component: mitochondrion; cytoplasm. The transcript has 10 exons. Lineage: Eukaryota; Metazoa; Chordata; Actinopteri; Siluriformes; Bagridae. Gene Ontology annotation, molecular function: ATP binding; deoxynucleoside kinase activity. The record is from RefSeq and is a predicted model, not a curated record.
GGUGUUGACGUGUGACGUUGUUACACAACGCUGAACCCGGAAGCGUGGUGUUUGUUGCAGUUUGCUGUGAUGGAGAAAGAUGACCGGAUUGUGGAGAAGAUUCGGGGCGACUUUGUGUCCAAUGGUGUCCCAAAGUAGAGCUGUGUUUAAUGUGUCCAAUGUGUCCCAAAGUAGAGCUGUGUUUAAUGUGUCCAAUGUGUCCCAAAGUAGAGCUGUGUUUAAUGUGUCCAAUGUGUCCAAUGUGUCCAAUGUGUCCAAUACGUUAUUAAACUGUAAACCUGUGGGGAGAAAUCACAGCCUGAGCCGAGGGUUAAACAGCCGAAAACUGGUCCGUGAUGGUGAGGACAGGAAACCAGUGAUUUGCAUAGAAGGGAACAUUGCGAGUGGAAAGACGACGUGUCUGGAGUAUUUCAGCAAAACCAGCAACAUUGAGGUUCUGACUGAGCCAGUUUCCAAAUGGAGAAACGUUCGAGGACAAAAUCCACUGGCUCUGAUGUAUGAUGACCCGUCUCGGUGGGGUCUCACGCUGCAGACGUACAUUCAGCUCACAGUUCUGGAUCAUCACUUGUCUAAGAUUACAGCACCAGUCAGGAUGAUGGAGAGAUCUCUGUACAGCGCUAAAUACAUAUUUGUUGAAAAUCUUUAUAAAAGUGGGAAGAUGCCUGAGGUGGACUACGCCGUCCUGAGCGAGUGGUUCGAGUGGAUCAUCAGUAACAUCUCCAUUCCUGUGGAUCUGAUUGUUUACCUCCAGACGUCUCCUCAGAUAUGUUUUGAUCGUCUGAAGCAGAGAUGCAGAAAAGAAGAAAAAGUCAUUCCUCUGGAGUACCUGGAGGCUCUCCAUGGUCUGUAUGAGGACUGGCUGAUAAAUCAAACUUCAUAUAAUGUUCCUGCUCCUGUGCUGGUGAUCCCGGCUGAUCAUGAUCUUCAAAAGAUGCUCCAUCAGUACGAGGAGAACAGAGAGAAGAUCUUCACUGUGCCUCGAGCUUCAUGAAGAGAAACACAGAGGCAGCGUUUGUUUCCUGCCCUGUUUUAACAUUAAUGGUGUGUGUGUGUGUGUGUGUGUGUGUGUGUGUGUAGUAGGUUAACAACAAUAACUAAUAAUUUAAUAUAUAAUUAUCAGUGAUAAUAAUUUAUUAUGAAUAUUUUGACCAUCUGUGAAUCAGUUUGAAUCAUGAUUCAUCAGACCAAUUGAUUCGAUGUGAAGUCAGAUUUUUUAAACACGAGUUGUUUUCUGUACAUUUACUUCAAAGUGUAUUUAAAUGUUUCUGUGGGAGGAGUUUCAUCACCACAGUCAGAAUCUCUGUAACACACACACACACACACACACACACACACACACACACACACACACACACACACACACACACACACACACACUUUCCCUCACUGUUUACUUCUUUUAGAUUACUAUUUAUUUUUCUCACUCGUAUAUUAAUUACUCAUUAUUAUUUAUUUGUCUUUUUUUUAUUAAGUUACAGAAACAUUCCACUCGUCAUCCUGUUUAACAGAAACUUAAAACACAAGACUUUUAUAAGCUUUAUUUAGAAACAGACUUUUUACACUGAACUUUAAUAAACUGGAGAGAAAAGGA